AAUAGUAUCUGCAAUUCUCUGCCAACCUCGCCCGCACGUAUGUAGAGGGAGGAGGUCAGAAGGGCAGAGCCAAAGACGAUGGCUAUGUCCACAGUCUCCGUAACAUCCCUACAAUCUCUUCCACCUCUCUCGAUUUCCUCUCUAAAAUCUCCCAAUUUCCCUUCCCGCCAAUUCCCUACUCUUUACUCUCCUAAGUCAACUAAUAUUUCCACUCUCACUACCACUUCUACGAGUAUCGCUACCGCGCGUCUCUUAGUGCGAGCCUUCUCCUCCGAUUUCGGCGCGAAAAUCGGUGAAACCCUCGGGGACGUUACCAUUUUCACAGCCGCUGGUGAGCCCGUCAUGCUUAAGGAUCUCUGGGACCAAAACGAGGGAAUGGCUGUGGUUGCUCUUCUGAGGCAUUUUGGAUGCCCUUGCUGUUGGGAACUUGCUUCAGCAUUAAAAGAAUCCAAAUCAAAAUUUGACUCAGCUGGCGUCAAACUUAUUGCAAUUGGUGUUGGUGCGCCUAAUAAAGCUCGCAUCCUCGCGGAACGGUUACCGUUUCCGAUGGAUUGCCUUUACGCUGAUCCUGACCGCAAGGCCUAUGAUGUAUUGGGACUAUACUAUGGCAUUGGACGUACAUUCUUCAAUCCUGCUAGUGCUAAGGUGUUCUCAAGGUUUGAUGCUCUGCGAAAAGCUGUCAAAAACUACACUGUUGAAGCCACUCCAGAUGAGAGAAGUGGUGUUCUGCAACAGGGAGGGAUGUUCUUAUUUAAAGGGAAGGAGUUAUUAUAUGCCAGGAAAGAUGAAGGGACAGGCGACCAUGCUCCCUUGGAUGAUGUCUUUGACAUCUGCUGCAAGGUCACAGCUGCAUGAAGCUUUGGUGAGAGGAAACCUUUCAAAUACAGGGUGAUGAGCUGCAUCAAAUAAUGUUGUUUCAUAACUACUGCCAAGUUUUGCAACUUGCAAGAAAGUGCUGCCUAUAAAUUCUCAUGUGAAGUAUUAAUGUAAUUAUCUUCUGCCAGCCUAGAUUGGUUAGUAUAAGCUCUGAUUCCUAGUGUACAUAUACAGUUCUACAAUUCUAUACGGUACGUGCACAAAUUGUUCAUAUUGGUAGCACUUUUUAUGUACAUUACAAGCUAAUAAAACAAGUCUGAAUUAUACCCUUAAGAAGGGGGAUGUUAUGAUAAUAAGAAGUAUGGGAGCUGAAGGAAUGUAUAGGGGAAAUAACUGUUAUGGGCAAUUGUAAAUAGAAGGAAAUAACUGAAGGUUGUUCAUAAGUCAGACUUAGUUGAGAGGUUGACUAUAAAUAGAACUGUAAUAUGAGAAAGGAGUCAGUUAUGAUCAAUAAAGAAAAUAUUAUUCUUCCCUCAUCUAUUCUCUCUCUCUAUUUCUCUUCCCUAUUUAUUCUAUUAUCUCAUCUCCUUUCUUUUUCAUUCUUGGGGCAAAAACCCUAACUUAAGGAUUAUGUGACAAAUUGGUAUCAGAGCCCUGAUCUAAGUUGGGUUUGCUUCCAAUAUUUUCUGCUGGAGUCACAACUCCAAGCAGAUUCAUGGGAGUCUUCCAAAAUUCCAGGUUUUUUCCUGCUCUUCUCUCUUUCUCUUCUUCUCUCUAUUCCUUCUUUUCUUCUUCCUUGAAAUUUCUUCCCUUUCUUCCCUCUAUUUCUUCUUCAUUCUCUCCCUGAAAUUUCUUCCCUUUCUCACCUCUAUUUCUUCUUAUUCUUUCUUUCUUGAAAUUCUUGAAUCAAAUUCUUUCUUCUUCUGUUACUUUCUUGUUCUUUCUUCUAUUCCCUUCUUUAAUUUCUCAUCUCCAGCAUUUCAAGAAACCAGUUUCUUGAAAUUCUUGAAUCAAAUUCUGUCUUCUUCUGUUACUUUCUUGUUCUUUCUUCUAUUCCCUUCUUUAAUUUAUCAUCUCCAGCAUUUCAAGAAACCAGUUUCUUGAAAUUCUUGAAAUUUUUCUUCUUCUUCCACCUUUUCCCUAAUUUCUUCUUUCUUGAGAACCAGACUUCUCCCUAACUUUUUUUUCCUCAAUUUCUGUAUUUCCAAUUUCUGCCCUGUUAGGGUUUUUUUUCUCUAUUCUUUCUUGAAAUUUUUGAAAUCCUUAUUUCUGCCUCAACUUUUAUUCCCCUGUUCUUAUAAUUUUUCUUCUCGGAUAACAAAAUUUUCUGACAUCUUACCCAACCUUCUACAAGAUGAUCAUGGAAAGACCAUCCUUGGGAACAAAAGUUACUCGCGAGGAUUAUGGAAGUUGUGGAAAGAGGACUAAAAAGCCAAGAAGAAUUGUUGUUACAAAAAUUAGAGAAAUAUGAGAAGUCAUUUCAAGAGAAAAUAGAUAAAGUGAUGGAAGCAAUUCAAGUGGUAAAGAAGAAUGUGGUAAUUGAGGAUCCACUUCUUGAAAAUUCGAGUUAAGAACAAGAUGCCCUUGACGAAACUUCCAAUAAGAAAGAUAAGUGCACUAAGGUGGAGCAGGAACAAGAUCUUAUUUCUGGUUUGUCUAGUGCAAGAGAGGACUAUGAGGAGGAGAAGGAUGAGAAUGGCGAUGAUAAGAAACUAGAGUUUGCGAUGGGGAAUGAAAAAGGUAAAACUGAAAUUCUUGCCACAGAAAUUUUUGAAAACAAGAAAGAUAAAGGAGUUAUAAAAAGUGUGGGUACUAUAAAGAAGUGGCAGAAUUUUAGAAGCCAAUAUGGUGAGUUUAACUGUUGUAAUCCCAUAAGCCUUAUGGAAGAUGAAUGGAAAAUAUCAAGAAGGGAAAGAAAGAAAGUUCAGCCAUCAAAAGGUGUUGUGAUCUUGAAGGAACAAGCAUGGGAAAUCUGGAGAAGAAAAAGGAAAAAAUUCACUUCCACAUUUUGAUUCUUUCUUUUAGGUUAUUUUCAGCUGUUGCGAUAUAUGUUCAUUUUCUGGAUAUGGAGGCAAUAGUUUUCUGGUCAAAAUAGCAAGGAAACUACUCAUAUGUUCAUUUCCUAAUUCAAGAUUUUGGUCUGUCCUUUCAGUGUUAUAGUUUCAGCUCUCCUUAUUCAUUCUUGAGGACAAGAAUUAUCUCAAGAAGUGGGGAAUGUUAUGAUAAUAAGAAGUAUAGGAGCUGAAGGAAUGUAUAGGGGAAAUAACUGUUAUGGGCAAUUGUAAAUAGAAGGAAAUAACUGAAGGUUGUUCAUAAGUCAGACUUAGUUGAGAGGUUGACUAUAAAUAGAACUGUAAUAUGAGAAAGGAGUCAGUUAUGAUCAAUAAAGAAAAUAUUAUUCUUCCCUCA
Molecule: messenger RNA, 3225 nt
Organism: Hevea brasiliensis (rubber tree)
Lineage: Eukaryota; Viridiplantae; Streptophyta; Magnoliopsida; Malpighiales; Euphorbiaceae
Exons: 7
Coding region: 79-855 (258 amino acids)
Molecular function (GO): antioxidant activity
Source: RefSeq, a predicted model, not a curated record